CUGUGCGCUCGGCGUAUCUUACGACGCGAUUUCCACGCAUAGCCUGCAAGCGUUAGGCCUAGGCUUUGUGUAUAGUCGGGACUCUGCAACUUUAGCGGCAGAUCAUCCGUAAAUUAAGCGACUAUUGGAAGACAGAAUUUGGGGUGCCUGAGCGACAGUUCCAUUUUGAAACCAACACGAGUUAUCAGCUUCAAUCUCCGACAUGCCACACCUGUUCAAAGGGUCGCGGAGAUCGCGCUCGCACGCGCCUUUGUGCAGCUCCCGUUGCAGUCUCCCUCCCGACAUCCACUUGCCUCGUCGGCGAACUACCUCUCCUCCGAUGGCGCAACCAACACCCCGUCAGAUGAAAUCGCGCGUCUAUACGAUUAUUCAGGCAGAUGCUCUGCAGUCGAGCGAAGUCAACAAGCACGGCUGGAGGAGCGAGGUCGAGGGCAAGAUCGUGGAGAUGGACAUCGAUAUCCAGCUAUUUCUAUCCUACUUCAUGCCCAGCGUCGCGGAGAUGCCUCCCUCGCAGGCCGCAGACCCUUUUCAUGUGCCGGUCGGUGGGAAGGAGACAGAUAUGUACAAGCCUUUGUGCGACGGGCUGAAGAACCUAGUCAAGGACUUCCCAAAACAAAAGCGUCUGUCUUUCCACAAUAACGCGCACGAAGAGAUCAAGUUUCCUUUCCUUCUAUGCCAGCGGGACCAGCACGCGACGAAGCCGGACGUCGUCGCGUCUCUCCCUGGUCGCACGUUCGCUCCCCGGAACAAGGAUGACGACCACGAUCGUUGGCGGGACAUCUCCGUUGUAUUCGAAAUCAAGAACGUGGAGAGCGAAGACCCCAUGCUCUACUGCUCGGAGAGGAACGACGAGACAUUG
Molecule: messenger RNA, 859 nt
Organism: Rhodofomes roseus
Lineage: Eukaryota; Fungi; Basidiomycota; Agaricomycetes; Polyporales; Fomitopsidaceae
Exons: 3
Source: RefSeq, a predicted model, not a curated record